AUGUUAGACAAAUAUUCCCUCUCUUUUCUUAUUCUUCUAAUCACUCUACUCCUACCCCAAUCCCUCGCCCAGCCCGCCGCCCCUGCCCCCUUUCCACCGCCGGCAAAUCCUCCCCUUCCACCACCGUCGCCGCCCCAGAAAGCGGCUUGCAAUGGCGUCUUCGUCUCCUACGUCGCCAACGGCGGCGGCAGCGCAAUCGCUCCCACCAACCCUUCCAAUCAAGCCUACAGAUUCUCCGGCGCCGUCACGGUCACCAACAACGACGUCAAAGAGCUGAAAGCGUGGCACGUCUUUGUCGGCUUCCAAUUCGACGAGGUUCUGGUGUCCGCGGACAAGGCCGUCCUAGACGACGGCACCCCGCUCCCUGCUGCUGUCGGGAAAAACGGCACCGUCUUGGCAGGCUUCCCUCAGUCCGACCUCAAGACCGCAAUUCAGACCGCUGGAGAUUCCACUCAGACGGAGGUUCAGGUCCAGCUGACCCUGGUCCAACAGAUUCUUCAUUACACGCGUCAAUGA
Messenger RNA from Linum tenue, 516 nucleotides. Lineage: Eukaryota; Viridiplantae; Streptophyta; Magnoliopsida; Malpighiales; Linaceae. The record is from the annotation of a GenBank genome assembly.